Molecule: messenger RNA, 812 nt
Organism: Sycon ciliatum
Lineage: Eukaryota; Metazoa; Porifera; Calcarea; Leucosolenida; Sycettidae
Product: WASH complex subunit 3-like
Exons: 2
Coding region: 157-393 (78 amino acids)
Biological process (GO): exocytosis; actin filament polymerization
Cellular component (GO): WASH complex
Source: RefSeq, a predicted model, not a curated record
CUGACAGGUUUGAUUUUGAAAACAGUUUGGCAGCCUGCGUUCAGUUUGAUGACAGGUGGGAAGGUUGUUUAGUGAGAUGGCGGGUUUGCUGUGGCUAGCAGCGCACAAAUUUAUGUCAGAGUGAUAGCCCUUUUGAAUGCGUUGACCUACGCCAUCAUGGACAGUGAUGGCCUCCCGCUGGUGGGAGGUGGUAUUGACUUCACAGCCGUCGAGCCAAUCCACCACCGGAGAAUCUUGGCCUACGUCAACCAUUUCGUCAUGCAGACGGCCAACAUGCUCAACCACUGGUCCAACACGUGCGAGGAGAAGCUGGUUGAUGUGGAUCGACGCAUACGUCGCCUCGAGACCACUAUGGCGCUGCUGGAGACGAAGCUGGCCUCUAUACCUUCAUAACAUCGGACGCCAAUGACCAUGGAAUCCUUGCUUCAGGUUGGCAAUGCUCCUAUUUUCACCUGCAUGACUCUCUGAUUCUUCUGUUCAAAGUACAUCUGGAGUGGAGUUGAGAAGUAAAGUUCAAAGUACAUCUAUAACACAAGUUUAACAUCAUUAUGGAAUUGUCCCCCUUUUUAUGUAAAAACCUUUUGAAUAUUUUCACAUGGGUUCUUGAACAUUUGAAACCUUUUGGGUUUUCCCUUCAAUUAUUUAUGGACAGUGUGCCUUGCACCAUGGGCAGUGGCCUGUCACUUUGGUCGUGCAGUGACCUGCCACUUUUGAAUGGUAACCUGGGACUUUGAGCAGCGUUGGCGCGUCACAGGCAUUUGUGCAGGUGCACUGCUUGCAAGUAGUGUGUGGACGUAUUCUGUUUGAACUGA